Messenger RNA from Talpa occidentalis (Iberian mole), 1156 nucleotides. It is a transcript of the gene PLPP2, whose product is annotated as phospholipid phosphatase 2. Lineage: Eukaryota; Metazoa; Chordata; Mammalia; Eulipotyphla; Talpidae. The transcript has 6 exons. Gene Ontology annotation, molecular function: phosphatidate phosphatase activity. Bases 31 to 897 code for a protein of 288 amino acids. The record is from RefSeq and is a predicted model, not a curated record. Gene Ontology annotation, biological process: signal transduction; phospholipid metabolic process; phospholipid dephosphorylation.
ACGCGACGGGAGGCGCGGGGGUCGCCGAGCAUGGAGCGGAGGUGGGUCUUCGUGCUGCUCGACGUGCUGUGCGUGCUGGUCGCCGCUCUGCCCUUCAUCAUCCUGACGCUCGUGAAUGCCCCGUACAAGCGAGGGUUCUACUGUAGAGAUGACUCCAUCCGGUACCCCUACCGUCCAGACACCAUCACCAAUGGGCUCAUGGCCGGGGUCACCAGCACAGCCAUCAUCAUCCUUGUCUCCACGGGGGAGGCCUACCUGGUGUAUACUGACCGCCUCUACUCCCGCUCCAAGUUCAACAACUACGUGGCCGCCAUCUACAAGGUGCUGGGGACCUUCUUAUUCGGGGCUGCCGUGAGCCAGUCGCUGACAGACCUGGCCAAGUACAUGAUUGGCCGCCUGCGGCCCAGCUUCCUGGCCGUGUGUGACCCUGACUGGAGCCGCAUCAACUGCUCGUUCUACGUGCAGGUAGAUACGGUGUGCAGGGGCAAGCCUGCUGACGUCACUGAGGCCAGGCUGUCCUUCUACUCGGGACACUCCUCCUUCGGCAUGUACUGCAUGGUGUUCUUGGCGCUGUAUGUGCAGGCGCGCCUCUGCUGCAAGUGGGCACGGCUGCUGCGGCCCACGGUGCAGUUCUUCCUGGUGGCCUUUGCUCUCUACGUGGGCUACACGCGCGUGUCUGACCACAAGCACCACUGGAGCGAUGUCCUCGUCGGCCUCCUGCAGGGGGCGCUGGUGGCCGUCCUCACUGUCCGGUAUAUCUCUGACUUCUUCAAACCCCGGCCCGACCAGCACGGCCUGGAGGGGAACCACCCGGAGCAGAAGCCCCGCCUGUCACAGUCGCUGACCCCGAGCGAGGCUGACCACAACCACUAUGGAUACCAGUCGUCCUCCUCCUGAGGCCGCUGCCUGGUCAGCGACCCCACGGUGCCCGGCUUGGGAUGGUGUUUGGGCUCUGCGCAGGUUCCAGGUCCCUCCUGGCUGGCACCUGGAGUGGGUCCUGCACACCCCACUUCCUGCACUGGGCCAGGGUCUGGAGGUACCUGGGGUAGCCCUAACAUGGAGAGUCCCGGUCCUCAUAGCUCCCCGAGUGCCACCUUUGGACGUUGUUUUUGUAAAAUGUCCCGUAUGUGUGGAUUUCUAGUAAAGUGCAGUGUUU